AUGCUUAGUCGACAUCUCCGGCUCUUAUGCCUCGUCUACCUCUUUUGGUGGCCCAUCCCUACCUAUUCUCAGCCCCCUGGACCAGAAAUCACCGUCGUUUACCGCGCCGAUACCCUGAGGCCUCAACAAGCGAGGCUCCAGGGCGGGUUCUGGCCUCGAGGCAUGAAUCGAACUCGGCCGACUGCGUUGCGCGCAGACUUUAGCUUGUUCAACCACGUCCAAGGCACGUCAUCCCACACCAGUCGGGACAAUUCGGGCUUCGUUUCCACAACUGCCAGUGGUGAUUUCGCCGAGCAGCACCUUCUUGAUGACCUGGACGCGACCGGCUACAUCUACAGGAUUCACGUAGCGGAAAACAUCGUCGACGCAGCUGCCUCGCUGGGACCAUAUUAUCCGUAUCCAGACGAGGAGGAAUUCGCGGCAAUCGCUGGCGUACGCUGGAUCCAGGUCCUUGGAUGGACCGAGUACAGAAACGGCGAUGAGAUGGACUACGUUGAGAAUCCCGAUUAUCGGUCGGAACUGUUCGAUUCCCGCCGAACAGGCGGUGCGCAACCCCAGCUUGCUGGGUUUCCGGUGGGACAUCCUGCCUGGCACGAGGAUCCCUGGCGUUUCAUGGCCGACUGCUUGAGCUUCAAGAAACGUCAGCUGUUUAGCGAGUGUGUGCCAAGAGACUCAGCAUUGGAGCAUGGAUCGGACUAUCUGGCAUCUGCCACUAGGUUCGAUUCCUUAAAGCUUCGUGUUCAGCUCGCCAAUGAUUUCUACGCCGGAACCGAGGACGCAAUUGGCGUUAGAUUCGGCUCAGAGAAAAGCGAUAUUAGUCUCUUUAACGAUGCCUCGCGAGGACAGACGGCUUCUGUAGACGUCAAUUUGACGGUCGUGUUCGGACAAGCCAAGGUUCCUCUACAGUCACUAUCUGGACUCCUCCUAAUCCAAACACCCGUGCCACAUCCCGUCGCAGCAGACGACUUCAAGAUUCAAGGUGCGUUUGGUGGCUGUCGAGAAGCUCGGUAUCUCACAUGUGCCGCAUCUUGA
Hirsutella rhossiliensis is the source of this 1032-nucleotide messenger RNA. RefSeq names its product heat-labile enterotoxin alpha chain domain-containing protein. The transcript has a single exon. Gene Ontology annotation, molecular function: toxin activity. The record is from RefSeq and is a predicted model, not a curated record. NCBI's taxonomy places the organism in Eukaryota, Fungi, Ascomycota, Sordariomycetes, Hypocreales, Ophiocordycipitaceae. Bases 1 to 1032 code for a protein of 343 amino acids.